Molecule: messenger RNA, 375 nt
Organism: Candidula unifasciata
Lineage: Eukaryota; Metazoa; Mollusca; Gastropoda; Stylommatophora; Geomitridae
Source: the annotation of a GenBank genome assembly
AUGCAGACAGGCGCAACCCAUCCCAUUGUGUUGACAAUGAGGUGCCUAGCUCUCACGAUCGUCCUAACUACAAGCAACCUUGUGUCGGCUUCGCCUUUGAGCAGGAACCAGCUUUUCACCACCUGCUGGGGCUGGGGUGCUAGCUGCACCAUGCACAGUGCUGUGAAUAGAGCUUUUCCGCCCAUGGUCAGCGGCCACUCACAGCGCCCUGAGCCGAGCGUUGGCAGAAAUCCUGCAGGGAUACCCAGCAUGGUCACAUCUGGAACAUGGGAGCCUGGCACAAUGGGCAAGAGAUUUGGUACACUCACACAUCGUCAACAAGAUCUCAUUGCCCUUCUGGAAAAAGCCGUCAGGGAAACAUAUGCCCAAGCGUGA